This is a messenger RNA of Pecten maximus, 3675 nucleotides long. RefSeq names its product piggyBac transposable element-derived protein 4-like. The transcript is spliced from 2 exons. The record is from RefSeq and is a predicted model, not a curated record. NCBI's taxonomy places the organism in Eukaryota, Metazoa, Mollusca, Bivalvia, Pectinida, Pectinidae. Bases 756 to 2537 code for a protein of 593 amino acids.
CCCUAGUCGUGCUGACGACGCCUUUUGGCGGUUUACUGGUGUCCUGCUAACGACGCCUUUUGGCGUUCUGGAUAUGAGGACGGUAUUCCCUGGUUAAUAAAUCAAAUUUCAUGAUAUAUUGAGAUCUAUAUUUUAAAAGGAUGUGAUACCUAGAUAGUCCCGUAUAUUUUCUUUCCGGUCACACUGGAAAAACAAGUUGUAGUGACUGGCAUAAUCUAUAGGGGCCGGAAAAUCCCUGCAAAUCGGAAGAUUUUCCGGAAAUCGCGACAUUUUAUAGAUCGUUACGUCACCGGAAACAUGUGUAACGUUUUCAGUGCAGCGUGCGCAGAAAACCAAUGACAGGUGCACGGAGUAGUUCCGUGUUACUGGUUGAAUUUUCCAUUAAUUAACAGAUGUCAGGCCGCGAGACUAAAUCGAUUCAAAUCUAAAGGUAAUUAUUAAUCGUUCUGAUGCGUGUAAAUUAUUAUAUAUUCCAAAUUUAGUGAGAUAUUCAAGAAAACGAGGAUCGAGUUUUAGGCGCAAGAUCGACGGUUACGUCACCACUUUAUGUGUACGAUAGAUUACUUGCCGGUAGAUUAGUCAUAUUUUGGAAGAAAAACUUUUGGUCCUUGUUAAUAAAUGAUCAAAACAUCUACAUACGAUAUUUUUAUUUAUUUAUUAAUUGGUUAAUGAUGUUGGGAAAUAACGUAGCUGGAUUUAUAUAACAGAAUGAUACUAUACAAGUGUGUCUGCCUUCGUCGGUAAUGUAAACAAAUAUGGCGGGGCAACAGUACGCCGGCGAGCUGGCGCAGGUAUUACCGGAGUAUCAUCAGAUUUACCAAGAAAUAUUUUUAGAUGAAGAUAGUGACGAAUUUGAAGGUUUUGACAUCAACGAUAUUGAUGAUAUUUCCGAGGAAGAAACGGGAUUUCACGACAAUAAUUGGGUCGAAGGCAGCAAGGAACCAUCUACUUUCACUUUUACCGGUAAUGCCGGUAUCAACACGGAAGUCUUGCCAGUACCUGAAGAAGGUAGCUUAUCAUAUUUGGAUUACUUUGAGUGUAUUUUUACUGACAACAUACUUGAAAUGAUUGUAGAGGAAACCAAUAGAUAUGCUGCCACGUACAUUCAAACACACACAGAUCUUCCAAGUCACUCUCGGUAUCGGAAAUGGACAGACACAACAGUUGGAGAAAUGAAAGCUUUCAUCGGAAUGACGAUUGCUAUGGGCCUUGUUCAGCAGAUGGAUAUACAGGACUAUUGGUCCAAUGAUGUUGUGAUAAACACACCAUUUUUCAGGUCAGUGAUGUCAAGAGAUAGAUUCCUAUCACUCCUAAGUGUACUUCACCUGGCAGAUAAUACUGCGUCAGUUCCUAGAGGGCAACCAGGCUACUCUCCUUUGCAAAAACUUGGAGACCCGUACAAAGAGAUCCUUUCUAACUUUCAGAGGUGUUACAAUCCAAGCAAGAACAUUGCGAUUGAUGAAGGGAUGAUACCCUGGAGAGGGAAACUGCAUUUUAGAGUUUAUAGCCCUGACAAGCCCAUUAAAUAUGGACUGAAAGUUUACAUGUUGUGUGACUCUGACAAUGGCUAUUGUAGCCGCAUGGAAUUAUACACUGGUCAUGGAGGACAGAAUAUGGCACCAAGUCAGUUUGGAGCAACAUAUGAUCUAAUCAUGCGUCUUGCUGAUCCUUUUCUUAACAAAGGCUACCAUUUAUACAUGGAUAACUACUUCAGUAGUCCACACUUAUUCUAUUCCUUGUAUCUCAACGGAACCUUGGCAUGUGGUACUUUGCGAAAAAACAGACGUGGUGUUCCUCAGGCUCUAAAGAACCGGAACCUGAUUAGAGGCGAGAUGUUCACAAUGAACAAUGACAUGCUUGUUGCAGUCAAGUACGCAGACAAAAAGGAUGUACAUCUUCUUACAACAAUACACAAAGGUGUCAUGGUAGACUCUGGUAAAAGAGACCAGGAAGGAAUUGAAAUAAGGAAACCUGACUGCAUACUUAGUUAUAACAAAUAUAUGGGUGCUGUUGAUCGAUGUGACCAGAUGGUAGCAUAUGGAAGUUUUGAACGACGCACUUUGAAGUGGUGGAAAAAGGUAUUUUUUCAUGUAAUUGGCCUUGCUGUGCUAAAUUCGUACAUCAUUUACAAAACAAGAUGUCAGCAACCUGUCCUGCAGAGAGUGUUUCGAAGAGAGUUGGUGAAUCAGCUGGUGACUGCUUCAGAAAUUUCUGGUGCUUCACCUAGGGGUAGGAAAAGAACAUCCGCAGAAGUUCUGCAAAGACUGACUGCAAGACACUUCAUCUGCCACUUGCCAUCAUCAGGAAAGAGAGAUCAUGCUAAGCGCCGAUGUGUUGUAUGUGGACCUGCUGAAGCAGAGUUAUUCAGAAGUUCUCAUCCUGAUGAACCAGUGCCGAAACGAACUGGGCGAGAAACUUCAUUUCAGUGCAAACAAUGUCAAGUGGCACUGUGCAUUGAGCCAUGCUUUGAACUUUUCCACACAAAGUCUGAAUAUGUGCUGGCAUACAAACGCCAAAAGUCUGCACUGGAGGAAUAGACUUUUAAACUUCACCAAAACUGUACAUAGUUUAAUUGUUAUUGUUGACAUUUUUUCACAAGUUCGAAUGUAUGGCAUAUUGGAAUGAAUCUCGCAUAGUUUUUCAGGUAAGUGAGUUUACAGAGUUUCCAGUUUAAAACUUCAGCUGUACACAGUACAGCAAAGUACAAUCAGUACUAUUAUUAUGUCCUUAUGAACGUAAAACAUUUUUGAAGGUCUGCAUCAUGUGUGACAAUGACCUUUACUGCAGGUUUGUACUACAAAAUGUCUCUAAUGCAGUUUUAUCCAUAUCAGCCUUCUGAAACAUUACCAAACCACAGAUCAGUAUUUUAUAAAGGGACAUAAUAUAAUCACGCAUUUUCCUUAACUUAAAUUAUCCCAAUAUUACUAAGUACUCCUAAUGGAAUACUACUUGAAUGCAUAAGGAAGUAAUAAGCUCUGUUAUGAUUACAGACUUUAGGCUUCGGAAAAUGUUGAAUCUUUUUUUAUAGAUGCUUUAUGUUGGUGCGAGUCAUAAUACAAAGGAGAUAACUGAUUGUCUCUGAAUGUAUUGUAAGGAUUUUGGUAAGUUUUGAAAUCCGAAGGUUUAUUGCAGAUUUAUUGUUCUUUCAGUUGCCAUCAUUGAAGCCUUCAUGAUAGUUUAUAAAAAUUUUGUCCAAGUUUGUUGUACCAGUAUAUUGUAAUAGAUGGCAUAAAAUGGACAUCAACACAAAUUCUUCUCAAGUCCUGAAGAUUUUCCAUCUCCAUUCACACCUGAGCCGAAUUCACAUCAUUUCCCAUAUCGAUCUCAAAAUCAAUAAUUAUUUAUUGGAAUUGUACUGUUUACAACAUAUAUAUAUAUAUAACAAUAUAAAAAGAAGAGAUGUUCUGGGAAAAAAACCAGCUGGUACAUAAUGUACACCAAUCAUCCUCUUCAUGGCCAAGUACAUGUAUACAAAUGAAAAUGCUCCUUGUGGUAAUGAGCCCUCAUUUUGAAGAAAACCAUAACAUAUUACUAAAGUAAAUGAUCAAAAUCAUGUAGUAAAACUUGUUUUAAACAUUUUAAAGCAUUUUUAAUUUUUUUGAAUUUUUGAUUUUUUUCCCAAACAAUUCAGCAUUCAGACAUAGCCAAAAUAAAACAAUUCAGCACUACUAGGGU